UUUAUUAUUUAUUUAGAGAUAGACAGGCAGAUCCCACAGAAAUAAAUUAAUAAAAUUCACCACAUCUUCCCCAUGUUCAUAUACCCCAUAGAAUUCACCAUCUUUUUUCUGUUUUAAUCCCAAAAAAUAAUUAUUUUUCUUUUUUCCAACUGAGCAUAAUCAUCAUAUCAUCGUCUUCUUCAUCUCUUGUUUGAGAGAUGUUGGAUUUCUCAGGUGGGAUUGUAAGCAGGUCGGGAGAUGGGGCGGCGGAAGCUCCGGAGAGCGGCGGCGGGAGCAGCAGUGAGGCUGGUGGGGUUCAUUUUGGCGAGGAAGAUGGGGCGGCGAGAGCGGAGGAAGGUGGCGGCGGCGGCGGCGGAGAGAGGAAUUCCGGCGGGAAUAGGUGGCCGCGGCAGGAAACUAUAGCUCUGUUGAAGAUUAGGACGGAAAUGGAUGCUGGGUUCAGAGACUCCAACCAUAAAGCUCCACUCUGGGAAGAGGUUUCCAGGAAAAUGGCGGAGCUUGGGUAUCGCCGGAGUUCCAAGAAAUGCAAGGAGAAAUUCGAGAACGUUUACAAGUAUCAUAAGAGGACGAAAGACGGCCGGGCUUACAAAUCGGACGGGAAAAGUUACCGGUUUUUCGACCAGCUCGAGGCUUUCGGGAACCAUUCUACGCCGCGGCCUCCGCCGCCGUUAACUACUUUCGUGGCGGCGUCUCCGGUUCCGGUGGGAGCUCAAGUUACUGUUUCAUCAACUCAGGAGCCUUUUGGAGCUCCGAAUCCGAUUAAUUCUCCGCCGUUUCCGCCGCCGUCACAGCCGCUAUUGGGUCCGCAGGCGGAGAAACGAAAUAAUAAUAAUAAUUGUUCGGUGUGGUGUCCGACAUCGUCGUCGUCUACGUCGUCCGACGAGGACAUCCAGCGGCGGAGCGGGCGGAAGCGGCGGCGGCGGAAGGAUUUCUUGGAGCGGGUGAUGAGAGAUGUGAUCGAGAAACAGGAGGAGAUGCAGAAGAAGUUUCUGGAAACGAUCGAGAAGCGGGAGAUUGAGCGGACGGCGAGAGAAGAAGCGUGGAGGGCUCAAGAAACGGCGAGAAUAAAUCGCGACCACGACCUUCUAAUCCAAGAAAGAUCAAUGGCGGCCGCCAAAGAAGCCGCCGUCAUUAAGCUCCUACAAACCAUCGCCGAACAACACAACAUCCAAAUCCCCACCACCACCCCAACCCCCGAAUUUCCACCUCCGCCGCCAACCUCCGUAGCUCCGCCGCAAACCUCCGUAGCGCCGCCGCCACCAGCCACCGAUAACAACAACAAUUCACCAGUCCAAAAUUCCGCGAGCGCUUCCCGGUGGCCGAAACCGGAAAUCGAAGCGCUGAUCAGAAUCCGUACGAACAUGGACACCAAGUACCAAGAAAACGGCCCCAAGGGGCCGCUGUGGGAGGAGGUGGCGGCGGAGAUGCAGAAACUGGGCCACCGCCGGAAUGCAAAGCGGUGCAAGGAGAAAUGGGAGAACAUAAACAAAUACUUCAAGAAAGUGAAAGAAAGCAACAAGAAACGACCGGAAGAUUCAAAAACAUGCCCGUAUUUCCACCAGCUUGAAGCUCUGUACAAAGAAAAAUCCAAACCCGAAGCUUCCAUGAAUCCAUUAGAGGCCGAAAACAGCCCAAUCAUGGCGCGGCCAGAGCAGCAAUGGCCGCCGGCGCCGGUGCCGGGCCAUAACGACCACAAUGACGACAACGAAGAAGACGACGACAGUGACGAUGACAACGACGAGGCUGGUGGAGGGUAUGAGGUUUUGCCAACACCGGGGUCCGCCGCCGCCGCCACCACUGGUACGGCCGAGUGAGGGCGGCAUUGGGAAUAUCGAGCCGACAGUACAACAGACGAUGCAGAAGGUAUAAAUGUAAAUGUGGGUCAGAUCGAGAAUGCCGGUAGGGAAAGCAGGAGGGGGGAGAGAGAUUUUUGGUUUUAUUUUCGUAUUUUAUAGAAAAAUUAGUUUUGUUAUAAUUUUAAUUUUAUUUUUCGAUAUUUGUUUAUUAUUUCAUUAAAGAGAAAACUGGAGGAAGGUAUUCAAAAAAUUAAUAAUGAAAGGGGACAGUGUACUUUUUUUU
Ipomoea nil (Japanese morning glory) is the source of this 2079-nucleotide messenger RNA. RefSeq names its product trihelix transcription factor GT-2-like. The record is from RefSeq and is a predicted model, not a curated record. Bases 198 to 1814 code for a protein of 538 amino acids. NCBI's taxonomy places the organism in Eukaryota, Viridiplantae, Streptophyta, Magnoliopsida, Solanales, Convolvulaceae. The transcript has 2 exons.